Molecule: messenger RNA, 2330 nt
Organism: Solanum stenotomum
Lineage: Eukaryota; Viridiplantae; Streptophyta; Magnoliopsida; Solanales; Solanaceae
Product: pentatricopeptide repeat-containing protein At5g47360
Exons: 1
Coding region: 227-1660 (477 amino acids)
Molecular function (GO): protein binding
Source: RefSeq, a predicted model, not a curated record
AUAUUAUUUUCCUCGGCCGGUCCAUUAAGCAAACUUACGCCUCCCCCAAUCUCUUCCCAAGUGCGGCAGUUUCCGGCGUCUUUCCCAUCGGUGCCUCUUUCGCCGGCGAAAAAAACAAGUUACAGGUUCCCGUCUUCAUUUCUCUUGCUCUAUCAUUCCAUAUCUUUCAAUUUUCUCGCAAUUCAAAAUACAGCAUAUCUAGAAUUCAUUUUCUUAUGAGAAAAUUAUGUUUCUUCCAUCAAUUUCUCGCCUAUUCGCCGAUACUAAAUCACUCAAUAAACCAAUUUUUUCACUCAAAUUGGUACAUUUACUCAGCACUUCUUCAUCAUCAGCUGGAGAAUUCUUAAGUCAUUUGCUGAAAAAUAAAAAUGUGUCGGGUAUGGAGAGAACAUUGAGCUCAGUUAGGUCUAAGCUAGAUGCUCGAUGUGUUGAUGAAAUAUUAGAGAAGUGCGCUGUUGAUGAUCCCCAAAUGUGUCUGAGAUUCUUCAUUUGGGCUGGUCUUCAAUCCAGCUAUAGACAUAGUAGUUACAUGUACAGUAGAGCUUAUAAACUGCUUGGAGUGGAUAAUAAACCGCAAAUUAUCCGAGAUGCCAUUGAGGCUUAUAGGCUGCAGAAAUAUGUCACAAGUGCUAAGAUGUUUAAAGUUGUGUUGAAUUUGUGUAGAGAGGGAAAAGAUGCUACCUUGGGAUUGUGGGUGUUGAGGAAAAUGAAAGAGUCUAAUUGUCGCCCGGAUACGAUUAUGUAUAAUGUAGUUAUUCGAUUAUUAUGUGAGAAGGGAGAUAUGGAUGAGGCAAUGGGUUUGAUGAGAGAAAUGGACCUGAUUGAUGUUCAUCCUGAUAUGAUCACCUAUGUCGUGAUGAUUAAGGGGUUGUCUGAGGUGGGUAGGUUGGAAGAAGCUUGUGGAUUAACAAAAGCUAUGAGGGGACAUGGAUGUAUACCAAAUACGGUUACCUAUUCAGCUCUUCUUGAUGGGAUUUGUAGGUUUGGGAGUUUGGAAAGGGCACUUGAGUUAUUGAGAGAAAUGGAAAAAGACGGUGGGCAGUGUAAGCCUAACGUCGUUACAUAUACUACUGUGGUUCAAAAUUUUGUUGAGAAAUGUCUGGCGAUUGAGGCACUAAGUAUUUUGGACCAAAUGAGGGAUUUUGCGUGUAAACCUAAUAGGGUACUUAUCUCUACUUUGAUUCAUGGUCUUUGCAAAGAGGGGCAUGUGGAGGAGGCUCAUAAGGUCAUUGACAGAGUAGCUAAAAGUGGUAUUUCAUAUGAUUCUUGCUAUAGCUCUUUAGUUUUAUCGUUAUUUCGGAUUGGAAAAGUCGAGCAGGCAGAAAUGUUUUUUAGGAGAAUGUUGACUGGUGGCCUAAAGCCUGAUAGCUUCACCUCAAGCACAAUAAUACGAUGGCUUUGUCAGCAAAAUCGGAUACUUGAUGGAUAUUGCUUGAUUGAGCAGUCUGCAAGUGUAUCUUCUAUAGAUUCUGAUAUUUAUUCUAUUCUUAUGGCUGGACUAUGUGAGGCAAAUCACCUUGUGGAAGCUGCUAAGCUUGCUCAUCUGAUGGUAGAGAAAAGAAUUCAGCUCAAAGGUCCUUGUGUUAAGAAUGUAAUUGAAUGUCUUAGACGUUGUGGGAAAGAGGAUUUAGCUUCAAGCAUUGGUAACGUUAAGAGCUGAUGAAUAUUAUGAUUGCAUUAAUAUGUUGAUCCUACUUGUGCACCAAACAGUCCCCUCGUCAGUUAUGUGGAAUAUUCCACAUAAUUGAAUUCUUCUUCAGUUUUGUGCAAUCAAAUAAAUGUUGGUGUUAUGUGCACAAAACUUGUUCAUCCUUCGUAUUCAGUUAGUUGUUGAGGCUACGCAUGAGCGGGUUUAGUGCUUGUUCUUCUCUUAUAUUCCCCUAUAUUAGCCCCCACGCUGCUCAAUUUCUUCCUUUGGUGCUUUCUAUCGAGCCGUAUAUACAGAGUUAAACUUUUCCCAACUAUUCAUUUUACUGGCACUUUGAACUCUGUGCUUCGGAAGUGGAAGUCUAAAAAGCUUACGAAAAACCAAUGAUCUUUCACCAGAAUCACUCUGUGUUGCUGCAGGGGAAUGAAUGUCAAGAGGAAGAGUUGUUGAAUCUGAUAAAGAAAGAAGGAAAAGAGGGAAAUGGGAUAUCAAUAAUUAAGGGAAAAAUAUCUCUCUGUGUACACUGUAUUCGUUUAUCCCAUGUUACUGCUUGAACAAUCAGUAGUUGACUCUUAUGUAAUAUGAGUUCUGGGUAAGUAUUGUCUCUCACUUAGAAAAUUUGAUGACAUUCAAGCAUGAAUGUUCUCAUUUGCAAUAAUCAGAUGUGCUGCUGGCUAUUACC